Cutaneotrichosporon cavernicola is the source of this 1728-nucleotide messenger RNA. RefSeq lists its product as uncharacterized. The transcript is spliced from 5 exons. Gene Ontology annotation, biological process: carbohydrate transport; transmembrane transport. Gene Ontology annotation, molecular function: carbohydrate:proton symporter activity. Gene Ontology annotation, cellular component: membrane. The record is from RefSeq and is a predicted model, not a curated record. Bases 1 to 1728 code for a protein of 575 amino acids. Lineage: Eukaryota; Fungi; Basidiomycota; Tremellomycetes; Trichosporonales; Trichosporonaceae.
AUGACGAAGAACAAGAUCAUCGGACACGCGCCGGACCGCAGCGACCUCGCCCCAGCCUCCGACUUUGGCGUCACCCUCGACCCCCUCGCCCUCGAGUAUGCGCAUGACUCGGAGGCGCUUGCUCAAGCCUAUGGCGGGUCGGGAAUCAAGGCGCUGUUCCGGAACUGGAUCGCCCUCAUGUGUUCCCUGUGCGCGUGCACUGGCGGUCUACUCUUUGGCUUUGACCAAGGCCUGGUAUCAAUCGUGUUGGUUAUGCCUAAUUUCCUGCACCAGUUUCCCGAGGUCGAUGAAACGGUCACCUCGGCCGCGGCUCUCAAUAAGGGUAUCAUGACGGCGCUUCUCGAGCUUGGCGCGUUUAUGGGUGCGAUCAUGGCUGGAUUCGUUGCGGACCGGUACUCCCGCAAGGCAUCUAUUGCUGUGGGGUUGACGUGGUUCGUCAUCGGGUCGACGCUGCAGACGGCGUCGUUCCAGCUCGCCCAGCUGAUUAUUGGGCGUUUCGUCGGGGGUAUUGGGAUUGGCGUACUCUCUACAACGUCGCCGAUGUACAUCUCGGAGAUUGCACCUCCGAACGCCCGCGGAGCCAUGUUGGCUCUCGGUGAGGUGUCUAUCGUCCUCGGCAUUGUGGUUAUGUUUUACAUCACGUACGCGACGCGAUUCAUCGCCGGGGAGUGGAGCUACCGCCUCCCGUUCCUGAUCCAGAUGGUGCCGGCAAUUCCUCUCGCCAUCGGGCUCUUCUUCCUCCCAUACUCCCCGCGUUGGCUCGCCUCACGUGGCCGCGACGAGGAGAGCCUCAAGACCCUAUGCCGCCUGCGCCGCCUCCCGUCCUCCGACCCGCGUGUCCAGGCCGAGUGGCUCAAUAUUCGGGCUGAAGCCUGUCGCAACCGCGAGGACCUGGUUGAGCGUCACCCCAAGGCGCAGGGUGACAGUUUCGGGCAGCAGCUCAAGAUGGAGGUCGCGUGCUGGGUCGAUAUGUUCCGAAGCGGUAUUAUCCGGCGUACCCUCGUCGGUAUCGUCCUCAUGUUCUUCCAGCAGUUCACGGGUAUCAAUGCUCUCAUCUACUACUCGCCCACGCUGUUCCAGACUCUGGGUCUCGAUUAUGAGAUGCAGCUUACUCUCUCGGGCGUUAUGAAUGUCGCCCAGCUCGUCGCUGUCAUUCCACCAGUGUACUUCCUGGACGUGAUCGGGCGUAAGCUACCUCUUAUGAUCGGCUCGGCUGGUAUGGCACUCUCGCACUUUGUCGUCGCAGGCAUGAUUGGGCAAUACGGGCACGACUGGGCGAACCAUUCUACUCAGGCAUGGGUUGGCGUCGCGUUCAUCAUCUUCUUCAUGAUCCCCUUCGGUAGCUCCUGGGGCCCGGUGCCUUGGUCGCUGCCUGCCGAAAUCUUCCCAUCUUCGCGCCGCGCCAAGGGUGUCGCCCUCGCUACGUGCUCCAACUGGUUCAAUAACUUCAUUAUUGGUCUGAUCACACCCCCCCUCGUCAAGGGAACCGGGUACGGCGCAUUCGUCUUCUUCGGCGUGUUCAGCGCCCUGUCGGGGGUGUGGACAUUCUUCUGCGUGCCUGAGACCAAGGGCAUUACGCUCGAGCAGAUGGACAGCGUCUUUGGCGGACACUUUGCCCAUGAUGAGCUCGAGGCCAAGGACCAGAUCAUGGGUAUCCUCAUGGGAGGUAACCCAAACCCGAGCAUCAGCGAUGGCAAGCCCGACGCGGAGUGGAAGGAGCACGUGUAG